AUGGAUGGUUACGGUAGCCAUACAGCCACAGAAUUCAUGUAUCAGUGCUAUAGCCAUCGAAUUCUGCUUAUGUACUUACCUCCACAUACUUCUCACGUCCUCCAACCUCUCGAUUUGGCCGUAUUUAGUGCCUUGAAGACGGCCUACCGCAAAUACCUCGGAUACUUCAAUCAAUUAACAGAUAGCACGGUAGUCGGCAAGCGUAACUUUCUUAGCUGCUACCGUAGGGCCCGUUUGGAUGGUUUGACGGGCCAGAAUAUCAAGAGUGGCUGGAAAGCAAGUGGUCUUUGGCCCGUCAGCGUGACCAAGCCUCUGAUGAGUCGCAAUUUGGUCAAUUCAGCUCCCAUAACACCUGGAGGCACGCAGGUAGCUCCGGGACAUCAAAAUACGGUAAAUUCGAGGCCUAUACAGUGUAUGGUAGAUUCUGAAGCCACGUGGUCGACCCCCAAGAAGACCUCAGAGUUGGUAGAUCAAAUACGGCAAUUCAACACCAUACAUCACCACACGACUACACAACGUCAACUCUUCAGGAAGAUUCACAAGGCAUUCGACGAUAAGAACAUUCAACUAGCUGUCAAUCAACGGCAAAUCGAGGCUCUGGAGGCAAGGCUUGAGGCGGUCAGACCAAGGAAGAGGAAGAAGGUAGAAUUGAGCCCAAAUUCCAAGUUCGCCAACAUCGAGGACAUCUACAAGGCGCAAAUCGCUGCCGGUGAAGUCGAGACUAGUUUAGAUGAAGAGAGCGACGGUGAAAGUACUAGUUCUAUUGCAUCCUGUAUCGUGGUAGAGGUCAAUUAA
This is a messenger RNA of Neoarthrinium moseri, 795 nucleotides long. RefSeq lists its product as uncharacterized. The record is from RefSeq and is a predicted model, not a curated record. Lineage: Eukaryota; Fungi; Ascomycota; Sordariomycetes; Amphisphaeriales; Apiosporaceae. The transcript has a single exon. Gene Ontology annotation, molecular function: nucleic acid binding. Bases 1 to 795 code for a protein of 264 amino acids.